AAUAGAUAGCGCUUUUCCCCCAUGCAGGUACUGUUUACACAAUACAGUAACAUUUCCUAAACUGCCACGUAGACGUGUACACGCUGUAAACUGACGUCUGUGGUUUGGGCAGAGCAUGACAGUCAGGUUCUUUCUUUUUUGAAGUUUUUAAGUCUUCUUUUUUGACGAGUUGGCCCGAGGAGGACUUCUUUAACCUGUGUUUUCUUGAACGUGAACGACACAGGUGAAGUGAAUUUACCAGGCAGUGGUGAAUUUUGCACAAGGAAAAGUCGGUAAAAUAUUCGAAGCAGGAUGAGAAUAACAAACGUAAGGGCACGUACAUUAGUGAUUAAUCUGAUUGGAGUAGUCGUGGGAUACAGCCUGUGUCUCUUGCAAAGCGUGGACUACAAAAACGCCUCUGUCCCUCUACAUCAGGAGAAGAUCGAGGAAGUGCAACGUCACAUCUCUUCAGAUGAUCAUGUUCGGUCUAGACGUCCACAGGGGCUACAGAACUUAGGUGGACCACGGAAAAUACUUCUGGACUGUGGAGCUAACGUUGCUUCUACUGUACAGUUAUUUCGGGAGACUUACCCUGGUGGAACAGACUACAUUAUCCACUCGUUCGAGCUGGAUGCGAGGCUGGCGCCCUACUUUGCGUCCUACUCCAACCACGUCCUCCACUGUCCAGUUGCCGUGGCCGGGAAAGAUGGAAACAUCACUGCCUACACCGAGUCAGCAUGGUUUCCCGACAAAGGUUUGGUCCAUGGUAAUGACAGGCUGUGGGGAGGUGGGGGGAUCUUCGUCCAUGAUGAGGAGAGAGAUGAUGCAAAAGCUGGCAGACAAUUGGGCGUGCGUAACGUCAUACCUAUGGUGGAUCUGUCCAAGUGGAUACAGGAAAACACCACACCAGAAGACUACGUUAUUUUCAAGCUUGAUGUUGAGGGAGCUGAGUAUGAGAUCUUGGAAAAGAUGAUCAAAGAAGGCACCUUCAAGUGGAUAGACAAGUUUUAUGGUGAGUUCCACGGCUCGCUUCCUGUACCGAAUUGGCCGAUAGAAAGAAGACUAGAACUUAAGUCUACUCUGGCAAGCCUUGGCAUCAAACAGAUUGACUGGGCAGCGCAGAACAAAAGAUACCAUGACAUGGAACUCCUUCAGAAAUCCGACGUCCCGUUUGACGCCCCUGGAGUUGCUGGGGACGUCUACUCCAACUGUUCCCGCUCUCCUGGCGGUCCUGCCCGCCUGGCCCUGACGGUUCAGGUCGGGAUGAACAGGAAGGCAGCCCACAAGCUGGUGGAGACCAUCCGGGCGCACCGUAGCAACAUGCCGGUCACUCUCUUCGUCUACGGGGACUUCGUGCAGGAGCAUCCGGACCUGAUCACCAAGUGGGCCGACAGAUAUACGAUAGGAAUACGAGAGGGCGCACCGUUUCCGGCAGGUCACUGGGUCCUGCAGAACAUCAAAGUGAUGCGGAUGAGCAUGGUGUCGGCUGUACAGCGGAUGAGGGAAGUCGGGCUACAGCCGGCCUACUACUGUCCUGAUGGUCUGUCGGAGCGGGUGAGAGAAAUAGCGAAGGCAAGAGAGUUGAGGCUCAUUCAACCAACAACAAGCUUUCCUCCAACUGUUGGAACACUGCUGACCGAAGACAACUACUACCAGUACAUGGACGUGUUUAGGAACCCCAGGGCGAUCCGUAUCCUGCACGAGCGCAUCUCUAACGGAGGGAUCCUCAGUCUGGACAGUGACCAUCUCGACAGCUACAUGAUCUCCGCUUUUCUCAUGGACUAUCUGUAUGAAAACUCCGGCUUUGAACUUGUCAGCCUAGACACCUGUUUAAAAUCGUAGAGUCGGUCUGCAAGGAAUAAAUAGUACGUGUUCUGUAAAGGGGCAAGUUUAUAUAGUGUUGCCUUUAUACGGAUAAUGUUCUUUUCUAUUGUCGAUCGCUUUGUCAUUGUAUACAUAAUAUUGUACAAAUUGUAGCAGCCUUUAUGAGUAUAUAUAUACAUGAUUGUUAAAUGUAUGCAGGUAUCAGCAUAAGGAUUGAAUAUUUACAAAAUGCAUGUUCAAGGACAAUGAUGUACUGAUUUUUUGCUUGUCUGGCAUCAUUUUGAGACUUGAAAUCGAUUUUAGAGUAAACAAUUUAUGUAUUAUACGAACGUUCAACAUUAAGAGUGACAAUAUCUAAGACAUUUCACGAAAAAAAAGCAUGGAAUUUUAGGCAAAACACAUGUUUUCUACGCAUUUUACCAAUAGAAGAGUUGCCUGUAAAAGGCCUGUAAAUUGCCACAUUCUGAAAGGAUACCACAUCCAAACCUUCAGUCAGGGAAAGGCUGAACAAAAUAAACUCAACGGUCAGUCGAUAGAUCUAAUUUUCCUAUCAAAAUGAUGUAAGGCAUGUGGAUUAAUAGCACUUAACCUUGUUCAGUAUAACAUUGGGCGCUAGGGGGAGCCACUUGAGGGGCUGAAUUCUUGUACUUAGAAAAUAUUUGUUUUCAUAUAAUUAAAAAAAAUAAGUUUUUAAUAACUACAGAUCGUUAGUA
Messenger RNA from Branchiostoma floridae (Florida lancelet), 2516 nucleotides. RefSeq lists its product as uncharacterized. The transcript has 10 exons. The record is from RefSeq and is a predicted model, not a curated record. Bases 292 to 1821 code for a protein of 509 amino acids. Gene Ontology annotation, biological process: carbohydrate metabolic process. NCBI's taxonomy places the organism in Eukaryota, Metazoa, Chordata, Leptocardii, Amphioxiformes, Branchiostomatidae.